AUGACUUCGCCCCAGAAAAACGCCCCUCCUGCAAAGAGAGAAACUGGGCUAAGCUCGAACUCGAAAGCACAUGGAAGUAAAGAACAAGAAUGGCUGCGCCAGAGUGACGGAGAUGAACCGUGGAAGGGCUUUACGGCCGUGGCCACGGAUAGACAGAACUGGCAGAGUCAUGUUCCUUCAGCUCGAAGUCGUUCUCAGAGUUGGAGUACACAAGCAGAGGGUGGGUCUCAAGAAGAGUCAUCUACAGGAUAA
Molecule: messenger RNA, 252 nt
Organism: Fusarium verticillioides 7600
Lineage: Eukaryota; Fungi; Ascomycota; Sordariomycetes; Hypocreales; Nectriaceae
Exons: 2
Coding region: 1-252 (83 amino acids)
Source: RefSeq, a predicted model, not a curated record